Messenger RNA from Serpula lacrymans var. lacrymans S7.9, 1254 nucleotides. RefSeq lists its product as uncharacterized. Lineage: Eukaryota; Fungi; Basidiomycota; Agaricomycetes; Boletales; Serpulaceae. The coding region runs from base 1 to 1254 and encodes 417 amino acids. Gene Ontology annotation, molecular function: protein-lysine N-methyltransferase activity. The transcript is spliced from 5 exons. Gene Ontology annotation, cellular component: nucleus. The record is from RefSeq and is a predicted model, not a curated record. Gene Ontology annotation, biological process: peptidyl-lysine monomethylation.
AUGACUCUGCUCGGUUGGUGCAGCAAUAACGGCAUUCGAAUCGAUUCACGGAUACGCAUCAUCGAGAACGGUAACCAUGAUGGAGACAUAUCGUCGGACAAUGCAGGUAUCAGCGAAUUUGUUGGUGGCGAUGGUGCAAUAAGCGUGUGGUCUCGUGAAUGCAUCGAAUCUCCCGCUACUCUCGUGCACAUCCCAAAAAGUGCUGUUCUCUCAGUAAGAUCUUGUUCUUUGUCCCAGCUGAUCGCUCCCAUCCCGUACGGCAACGGUGCACACCUCGCUCUUGCACUCGCCCUAUACGGAGAGUUGUUGCGAGACGUGGAAUCACGAUGGUUCGGGUACCUCCAGAGCUUGCCGCGGGAAAUUGUAGACAUUGCUCUCUUUUGGGGUGUCGAGGACGGCAUUCUGCACACACAGGAUUGUACCAACCGCGGAAGUGAUACUGCACUCUCCACAGCACGCAAGUUCGCGGAAAAUCUUACAGGCGCCAGGGGCAGACACUUUCGUGAGGACUGCGCAUUUGAAGCACUCGAAAGUUCAGGAUGCUCAGGAUGUGAUCGCUUACGAGAUGGUCUUGUUGCACGAGAAUGGCUUAGAAACACCGAGAUCGAGAGAGAAGUGCAAGGGUUGUUGGAUGAGGUUCGUCAGUAUUAUUUCGACAUCGUGGAGCCCACACUGCGAUCAGUCUUCGUGCGCGGGAGCGAGGAUGGAAGGGAGGCAUUGACAAGUUAUGAAGGUACUGACAGUUCAUCUGGUGCGAACGAUAAAAAUGGAGCUGAUCGCGCUGAAGUUCGUGCUGAAAACAACGUUCCUGGCGCUCCUUUCCAGAUGGUAGACACGAGGGAGAUAACCCUGGCCGGGUUCUACCACGCAUACUCCCUGGUCUCCUCGCGCGCGUUCUUGGUCGAUGCAUAUCACGGUCUUGCCAUGGUCCCAAUCGCAGAUGCUCAGCCCAAGGAGGCAGGCUUAAUGAACUCGUGCAUAUCGGGGUCGGGUGCGCCGCUAUUCGGUUCCGGUGCGGGUAAAGCGAUGAUUAUCGAAAUUAUGGUGAAAGGACGAACGAUAAUAAUACGAGUGGGUGCGCGCCAGAAGGCGGUUAGACUCGAUCAGGCUGGACUAGUGGUCCUUGCCGUUGGGUUAACCGCGGCUUGCAGGCUUACCGCGGCUCACCGAUGGCGGUCAUCCGUUCCUUUCCUUUCCCGCCCGCCCCCCUUCAGAAUUGUUGCGGUUUACGCGGAUGCAUUCUUCUUUAAUUAA